This is a messenger RNA of Cladophialophora carrionii CBS 160.54, 1770 nucleotides long. RefSeq lists its product as uncharacterized. The coding region runs from base 1 to 1770 and encodes 589 amino acids. The transcript has 3 exons. Lineage: Eukaryota; Fungi; Ascomycota; Eurotiomycetes; Chaetothyriales; Herpotrichiellaceae. The record is from RefSeq and is a predicted model, not a curated record.
AUGUCUGCCCUCCUCACGGCCGGCCUUGUGGCCGCCCUCGCUGCCUCGCCGGUGGCCGCCUUCUGGCGAUUGCCGUGCAAGUCCCCGAUUGUCGUUGAGCGUGCCGAUCCAAUCAUCAAUCCUGGUGCCGUCUCUGGUCACUUGCACACCAUUAUGGGAGGAAAUGGAUUCGAUUUCACCAUGGACUAUAACUCUACCCAGGCAUCUACCUGCUCUUCCUGCACCGUUGUAGGAGACAACAGCAAUUACUGGACUCCCACCCUGUUUUACCAGCACCAGGACGGAACGUUUGAAAGCGUCGACCAAGUUGGCGGUAUGACUGUCUACUACCUGCAGCGUGGCGGCGACGGGGAGAAAUUAAAGGCAUUCCCGCCAGGGUUCCGCAUGGUCGCCGGAAACCCAUUCAAGCGUACCGCUGGAAAUGACUUUGCCUCUCAAGGUAUUAGCUACAACUGCCUCGACUAUAACGGUCCAGCGAAGCCAGAGACCCCGAACUUCCCGAACUACAACUGCCCCAACGGCCUUCGAGCCCAGGUCUUCUUCCCAUCUUGCUGGAAUGGAAAAGACCUCGACUCGCCCGAUCACAUGUCGCACGUUUCUUACCCUGCCAACUCAUACAACUCUGGAAAAUGCCCGCCCGAGUUUCCUGUCCAUCUUAUCUCCCUUUUCUUCGAGGUCAUCUGGGACACUGGCAAGUUCGCCGACCAGUGGUACGGUGAUUCCCAGCCUUUCGUCUGGUCCAUGGGUGAUCCGACUGGUUAUGGUGGUCAUGGCGAUUUCGUGAUGGGUUGGGACGAGGAUCUGCUCCAAUCCGCCGUCGAUCAGUGCACGAAUGACAGUGGCCGUGUUGAGGAUUGUCCUGUCUUCGACCUGAUCCCUGAUUCUCAAGCUACAGGCUGUCGCAUUCAGUCUCAAAUUGAUGAGCCUGUCAGUGGUAUCCUCACCGCCUUGCCUGGCUGCAACCCGGUGCAACCCGGCCCUGUCGCGACUCCUCAGUCUGGCUGUGACGCACCUACUACCUUCGCACCGUCCACCGCGACAUUCUUUGAUGAUAUCACUAGCCAAGGAUGGUCGUACGUGGGCUGCGGCACCGACAACUAUUACAACCGAAUCCUCACGGGUGCAAGCCAAUCAAACGAUCAGAUGACUAACGAAGCCUGUGCUGCUUUCUGUGAAAGCAAGGGCUUCUCCAUUGCUGGGACUGAGUAUUCUAGGGAGUGCUAUUGCGGAAAUUCCAUUCCUGAUAGCGGCAAGCCUAUUCCUGGCGUUAUUGGGGAUUGCACGAUGAAAUGUUCCGGAGACGACUCUGGCUUUUGCGGUGGUGCCGGUACCAUUUCUCUAUACCAGAAGUGCUCCGGCGACUCUUGCACCAACGCUCAACUUGUCGACUCCCCAUCGGCGCCCUCGACGUCCAACCCCUCUUGGUCCUACUCUGGCUGCUUCACUGACACGGUCUCGCCCCGCACCUUGCCUAAAUGGUCGACCUUUAACGGCCCCGAUGUCACCAACGAGGCUUGUAUCGCCUUCUGCGACAGCAAGGGCUACCCCGUUGCCGGUACCGAGUACGCGGGACAAUGCUUCUGCGGUGCCGAGAUCACUUCGCCACAGCUCGGCGAAGACAAAUGCAACAUGGCCUGUACCGGGGAUGCCGGCCAGAUGUGCGGCGGUCCAGGCGCCUUGUCAGUCUGGACGAAGAGUGGUGAGAGCAAGAAGGCCAAGAGGCAUCUGCAUGGUAUGGCCAGGCAUGGGCGGAGGUUCUCACAGGUGUAA